CACCCGCAUCACCGGUUUCCACGCUGCUCUCUGGUCUAGUCAUGUAGUCAUUAUGGCUCUUGUAAUUCCCUCUGUCUUCACACUCUGUCUCUGUUUGUGUCUACACGGUCUUCUGCGCAUUUUCUCUUAGUUUUGUUGUAGUUAAUCAGUCGUCUUUCUGUCGGAAACUCUUGUUUUUGCGCUUUUCUGAAGCUUUGGGGAUUUCCGCGCGUCCGAGCGCCCCGCACCUCUCCACGUUUUAAAUCCCUCUGGUUGCUCCACCUGGACCUGUCGGCUCCCGCUCCGCCGUUAAUUCCCCCAUUUAAUCACCCGUGCGGUCAUCUAUCAUCGCCGUGACUCCUAAUUGUUUCUUGGCAGAGUGGAAACCGCCGGGGAAAAGGCUCAUAUGAGUGCGCCUCCGCUGAUCCGUGCGCCCAGCCCGCUCCCGUUCUCAGGGGGGACAAACAACACUAGCACCGGCGCCGGGGGAGGAGGAGGAGGUGGCGUUGGUGGCGAUGUGAUCUCCUUCCACAUCCAGAUCGGUUUGAGCCGGGAGCCGGUACUGCUGGACGCCGCAGAUCUCAGCCUCAGUCAAGUCCGGGAGGUGGCGUGCUCCAUCGUGGACCAGAAGAUACCCGAGUGUGUUUUCUAUGGGAUGUAUGAGAAGAUCCUGCUGUUUCGUCAUGACCAGACAUCAGAGAACGUGCUGCAGCUGCUGCGCUCUGCCUCUCAGAUCCAGGAGGGCGACCUGGUGGAGGCCGUGCUGUCAGCUUCAGCCACAGUGGAAGACUUCCAGAUCCGUCCACACUGUCUGUUUGUUCACUCGUAUCGAGCUCCAGCCUUCUGCGACCACUGUGGAGAGAUGCUGUGGGGACUCGUACGACAGGGGCUCAAAUGUGAAGGCUGUGGUCUGAAUUAUCACAAGCGUUGUGCCUUUAAGAUCCCCAAUAACUGCAGCGGAGUGAGGAGGCGACGCUCGUCGAACGUCUCCCUGACGGGGGGGCUGGUAAACGUGGGCCGCCCCCUGUCUGCUGAGCCCUCACCGCCCCACUACACCGAUGAUGCUUUGCUGUCUCCAGUCAGUCCCAGCAUGGAGCAGAAGAACCAAUUAGAUUACUUCCCUGGUAGAGAGCGGCGCUCCAGCUCCCAGUCGUAUGUCGGCCGUCCCAUUGAACUGGACAAGAUCUUGCUGUCGAAGGUCAAAGUUCCUCACACCUUUGUGAUCCACUCGUACACCCGGCCCACCGUCUGCCAGCACUGCAAAAAGCUGCUGAAAGGCCUCUUCAGACAGGGCCUGCAGUGUAAAGAUUGUAAAUUUAACUGUCAUAAACGAUGUGCUCCAAAAGUGCCAAACAACUGCCUGGGAGAAGUUUCGAAAAAUGGAGAGCUGCUGAGCCCGGGGGCGGAGUCAGAUGUCGUCAUGGUCGAGGGUUGCCUAGAUGACCAUGAUCUCGACAGAGGUGGCGGCCUGUUGGACGACAUGGAUGAAGCGCUGUCAUCAGAGGGUGGUCUACUGCUCGAGGCGGGGACCGGCGACCUCUGCGACCUGCACGACCCUGACCUGGACGAGUCCAACCGGGCCAUCAGCCCAUCCACCAGUAACAACAUCCCUCUGAUGCGAGUCGUUCAGUCUGUGAAACACACAAAGAGGAAGAGCAGCAGCGUGAUGAAGGAGGGCUGGAUGGUUCACUACACCAGCAAGGACACUCUGAGGAAGAGACAUUACUGGCGCCUGGACAGUAAAUGCAUCACGCUGUUUCAGAACGACACAGGAAGUAAAUACUAUAAGGAGAUCCCUUUGUCAGAGAUCUUAUCUCUGGAACCGGCUCAGACCUUCUCUCUGCUUCCUGAUGGAGCCAAUAUUCACUGCUUUGAGAUCGCCACAGCGUCACUGGUUUACUACGUCGGAGAGAACCUGCAGAGAGCUGACUCAUCUGUGACUGGCAGCAGCAUUCUGGUCAGCGGGGUGGGGCAGGAUGUAGCUCGGAUGUGGGAGAUGGCCAUCCAGCACGCUCUGAUGCCGGCUGUCUCUACAGGAGUUUCCCACGGCUCUCACCGCGGCGGACACAAGGAAAUUUCCAUCAGCAUUUCUGUCUCCAACUGCCAAAUCCAGGAGAAUGUGGAUAUCAAUUCUGUGUAUCAGAUCUUCCCAGACGAGGUUCUCGGCUCAGGACAGUUUGGCAUCGUCUAUGGAGGUAAACACAGGAAGUCUGGCCGAGACGUCGCCAUCAAGAUCAUUGACAAACUCCGCUUCCCCACCAAACAGGAGAGUCAGCUGCGCAACGAGGUGGCCAUCCUGCAGAGUUUGCACCACCCGGGCGUGGUCAACCUGGACUGCAUGUUUGAGACGCCGGAGAGAGUGUUCGUAGUCAUGGAGAAGCUUCACGGAGACAUGCUGGAGAUGAUCCUGUCCAGUGAGAAAGGACGACUGCCUGAGAGGGUCACCAAGUUCCUGGUCACACAGAUCCUGGUGGCUUUGCGUCACCUCCACUUCAAGAACAUUGUCCACUGUGAUCUCAAACCUGAAAACGUCCUGCUGGCAUCUGCAGACUCAUUUCCACAGGUGAAGCUGUGUGACUUUGGGUUCGCUCGGAUCAUCGGCGAGAAGUCGUUCAGGCGUUCGGUGGUCGGUACACCGGCUUACCUCGCUCCCGAGGUCCUGAGGAACAAAGGCUACAACCGCUCUCUGGACAUGUGGUCGGUGGGAGUCAUUAUCUACGUCAGUCUCAGUGGGACGUUCCCUUUUAAUGAAGAUGAGGACAUCAACGAUCAGAUCCAAAAUGCUGCCUUCAUGUACCCUCCACAUCCCUGGAAGAAAGUUUCCCAGGAAGCGAUUGACCUGAUUAACAACCUGCUACAAGUUAAGAUGAGGAAGAGGUACAGUGUUGACAAGACCCUCAGUCACCCCUGGUUACAGGACUACCAGAUGUGGCUGGACCUGAGGAACCUGGAGUCCCGGAUGAACGAGCGCUACAUCACCCACGAGAGCGACGACCUGCGCUGGCAUCACCACGCCCAGCUCAGCGGGCUGGACUACCCCACGCACCUCUGCAACGGCCCCCGUGGCAACAACGGACAGGGAAUGGAGCGUUAUCAGGAGCAGGAGGAGGAGCUGGAGACCCUCAGUGAGAGGGUCAGUGAACUCUGAAGACGGGGCCACAUGUGAAGAGAUUCAUCUCCGACGUGAGACAAGAAACAGCAACUGUGACAAAAUGAAAGAAAGCACAACAUUUAAACAAGUGAGGAGACAUUUUAAAGAGCUGUUAAAUGCAAACUUUUACUAAAAUAACUUACAAAGCGUUAUUAAAAUACCAGUUUAAAUUUUCACAGCCCAUUAAACCAAAUAAGGGUCGUUGUUUAGGAUAUAUGGGAGUUUAAGCUGUGAACCUUUUCUAUGAAGGUGCAUUGCAUUCACUAAAGGAAAAUAAAAUCUCAUACUUUUAACUUAACAUCUCAUAAUUACUUGGUCUAUAUCUCAUUAUUAUGAUGAAAAUAUCCCUGCAAGUUAGCUUCAGCUAGAAGCCUUGCAAGAUUUGUGCCUCGUUAUUAAGAGAUGCAUGUUUUGCCCUUGCAAGAUAAGGAUAUUGUAACUUUUUUAAUCUGAAUUAAUAGUUUUCAUAGUUAUUUCGUUCCGUACUUACAAAGUGCUUGUUAUGUAAAGGCCUUAUUUUAUAUAUUUUUACAACAGGAUCUUUUCAUUACUGCAUUUCGUAAGUACGAGAUCCUUGUUUUGUAAUUUCAAAGUAAGGAUUUAUACAUAUUUUAUCUCAUGAUUAUGAGAUCGUUGUUUUACAAAGUACCAGAUAAGGAUUUAGUGAUUAUGUUAUCUUUGUUUCAUUUUUGUUAUUGUAAUUGAUUUCUCUAUUUUUGUUGAUUAUUACAAAUGAAAAAACAAUGUUUUGCCCCUGUUGUCCCUUAUAAACAAGUAAAUAGUGAUGUAUGAUCAUAUCUUAUAAUUACAAAGUAUCUCCUAAUUACAAGAUAUGGAUUUUGUGAUUAAGAGAUAGUGAUCUUGUAAUUUCAAGUCAUAAUUUUAAGAUAAUACAAGCACUGAUAAGAUAAUUGCUAGAUCUAAACCUCAUAAUCAGUUCCAUAUAUUGUUAUUACAAGACAAGGAUCCAUAAUUUCUGGAUAUUGAUCUUGCGAGUUUGUAUACAGAUCUCCUAAGUCUGAAAUGCAUAAUUACAGAAUUAAAACAACAUUUUUUCUUUGGUGAUUGCAAUGCACGCUCAUAGUUUUCAGCCUUGACCCAGAGUUAUUUAUCAGAAAGGCUAAAAGUAGUACUUCUUUUAGACAAUCAGAAAAAUCAAGCUGCUACAGAAACUUAGCCUUUGAUUUACAUUCGUCCAAAACACGAAACUUCCCAGUUUGUGCCUCUCUUUUAAUAAUCACUUUUUCUAUAUAAAACACUUUGCACUGAUGAUUACGGUCAAGUUAUGGAAAUAAGCCACAGCUUUAAAUUGAAUUAAUCUUGAAACAGAGAGGCAGAUCACUAUCCAAAUUUUAGUUACUCUCACUUAGCCACAGAACAUUUUAUUACAACUUUCUUUUAGAUUUGACCUCGUGUAAAAUAAAUUGCUUGUUCAAUAAAAUAAUUUAUACAUUAAUCAACAGCUCUAAACCGGCAACAAAGCUAAGAAAAGCGUCAUCUUCGCUUUGCAUCUUCAUCUAUGACAGAAAGGUUUUUUUUGCAUGUAAUGUGUAAUUAUUUAAAACUAUAAAUGUCUUCUAUAAGAUUUAAACUCUAGUGAGGACAGUUGAUGUGUUUUAUUUUGUAGGGUAGCAAUGAAAUGUCAGGGGUUUUAUUCCAAAAGGACAUAUCCAAAAGUUCAAGUUAAUCACACGAAAAAAACUAAUGCAUUCAUGAAAAACAAUUCACUAUGAUGAUAAAGUACUGUAUGUUUCAGGUAUCCUUUAUUUCCUGAAAAUGGAUUUGUAGCAUUUUGGAAUGAAAAUCCUCAAUCGCUCAAAAAACAGUGCCAACAAAUACCAAAAAAGAGAUAAAUAUUUUCGUUUGUCAGUAUUUUCAGGUUCUGUUUUUCUGAACACUGUAACCACAGGUAUCCAACACUGACAGAAAUGUUUAGAUGUUUUUGCAUCACUUGGGUUUUAAUUAUUUUUUAAAUCUUUGUGAGAUUUUAAGUUCACAAAUCAUUUAAGGCUGUCUGGACCACAGGGAGGCAACAGUAGCAGCUCCCCUUUUAGUGGGUGUUGCCAACUGUGGUUUAACAACAAAAUGGCCGCCUGUCAGUCAGUCUGAAGGCCAUUGAACAUUCAAGUCUUUUUUUUUCUGAGAAAACAGUUACUAACAUAUAUUUUUAAAUCAAAGCAAGUAAAACUUGCCUGUGUUUUCAAAAAAUAGCAUCGUGUGCCUGUUGUUUUCAAUUCGACAAUUUCACCUGAAUGCUACGUAGCAUCUUCUGUAAACAUUAUGAAUGUUGUAAGUUUCUCAGCACAUUUACCGUACGUAUAGCCCAAAUACACGCUGUUCUAACUUUAUAUGGGAUAUGUCUUAAAGGUCAUGAUCACUCUGGAAGCUUUUCUGAUGUGCUGCAUCUUUAUCUCAAAAUGUAGCCUAGUUAGCCUUUGGGUUCAACAUUAAACUUUAGCUAAAGAAUGUAGAUUUCAAGACUUUAUCAGGGGUCAAGUUCCUAGAUUAGACAAUAAAACCAUAUUUUCACUGUUUUCAUUUUGGAUAAAUUAGCCAAUGCUAGCAAGAUAACACCUUAACCGCCAGGGGGCGGAGCUAGAUUCUCAGCACAGUGGGGGCGGAGCUUCAUCACGGGGCCCACAUGCGUCCGUCUCAUAGGCCACUCUAGUCAAUACUUGUGCUCACACCAGAAGUGUCUGUCCCCUCCUCUCUGGAGAGAAUACCAUUUUCAAAAUAAAAUACCCUGUACAGACCCCCGAUCGUAUAUCAACAAUAAACACAGUUAAAGCAGACAAAAAAGAAACAGUUUAACUAUGUAGCUUACUUAAUCAUAGUAGAAGGUCAAAAUCAAGCACUAAUCACUAAAUGAACAAAAUCUAAACAUGUCAGCAAAGUUAGGCGGCAAAACGCUCUUAUUCUGAAAUGCUCCCUGUGGGCUCUGCAGAUCGGAACGAAAGCAGGUCACAGAGAGAUGUGAAGAAGUAGUAGAAGCACAAAAAGAACAUAUUAAAAACAAGUCAUUAACGUGGGGCAGGCUGCACGCUCCGCUGCUGAAACACUUUGGCUUCCAGUGGACGUACACGCCGCCUGUGUCAGUCCAGGGUGAUAUAUAAAAGCCUAAGUCCGUCCCCCAGAAUUACCUUGAUGCACGAGGUUUGUUAAAAUUAGCUAAUAAGUCUUCUACUUGUUUGAAAUACAAAACUUGCUUUGUGAAUUAUGAUUUUUUGUGUCUGCUUAGAAUAUAGUGUUUUUUUAUGUUAUUUGUCAUUCAUGUGGUGGCUUACUAUGCCUGUUUCAUUAGAUAAGAACGGCUGCACUGAGUGAUACAAGUAACCAAUUCACUUGUACAGUUGUGUCUACAAGUAAUUGACUACACAUUUGUGACCCACGGAGCGGGACUCCUGCCUAGCUGGGGCCCUGGGUCGGCCGCCCGCAUGCACCCGCGCUUUCUCGGCUCUGUUUCCAGUGACACAGCUGUGCUUUACUUUAUGGAAGAAGGAAAAAAACGCCUUAUAUGACACAAUAAAAACUAAAAAGUUUUUCCAUUUUUGGUUUGGUGGUCAGUAUGUCAUUAAAAAUAUAAAGAUAUAGAGUCAU
Micropterus salmoides (largemouth bass) is the source of this 6727-nucleotide messenger RNA. RefSeq names its product protein kinase D1 (gene prkd1). Gene Ontology annotation, molecular function: ATP binding; protein serine/threonine kinase activity. Gene Ontology annotation, biological process: protein phosphorylation. Bases 386 to 3127 code for a protein of 913 amino acids. The record is from RefSeq and is a predicted model, not a curated record. Lineage: Eukaryota; Metazoa; Chordata; Actinopteri; Centrarchiformes; Centrarchidae. The transcript is spliced from 21 exons.